AUGAGCAUGCUUCCCAACAUAAACUCCAGGUUUCAAAAAGGGGUACAACAAUGUGCUGCUGAGUUCUUUCAGGAAUACUGUCGUUAUCUUGGCUAUAGAUUCAACGAGUGCCAAAACAAUGGUUUCAUUCCCCAGCACAUUGAUUUGUCAUAUUUGAAAACAUUUUUUUUCAAUCUGAGAAGUGAAAUACUUUGCUUGAAGUGUAACACUGUGAGCUGCAACUCUAGCAUGGAGACACUUCUUCCUCUUCACCUUGCCCAGGUAACAACCUACGUGUAGUAUAAUGAAGAAGUAGAAAAGAGAAGAUAUGUUAGGUCUCAGCAAAUGAUCACUGAUAUGGUGGCUUAUUUUCUGAAAAGACAUCUUGAAAGCAUGCUAAACAAUCAUGGUUAACAUACUGAUCACAUCUUGUUAAUUACUUGCCAAAUUAACCAUCACAGGGGUCAAAAGUCAAUAAUGAAAGCCGCUUGGAAAAUACAGUGUUACUAUGAAAGCCACAAAACAUACAUAUAAGGCUGGUUUGUCACAAGAGAUCAAACACUUGCACUGUAAAGAAUGACUUCUCCUAACCUGGAGGUGUUACGUCUACUUUUCCACAAAACUUUUUAGAAAAUAACAAAUAUAUAAGCCUAAGGGUGAAAAGAUAGGGAGAUUUCCAUUACUUUGUACUCCUUUGUACUUUCUUUUAAUUAUGAAUUAUAAAAGGGAAGGGUUAAAAGGGAAAUGGGAAAAGUAGCAAGGAAAAUCAAUUGUUCUGCUAUUCAAAUGAUUUUAAUCACAUUUUCAUUAGGGAAGCAGUCUUCAGGAGCUUGUAAAGGCGCAUAGCCAACCAGUACAGCUGGAGACACCAUAUAUGUGCUACAAGUAAGCUGUACAUGACUGUCACUUUCCUGCGUGUAACUAACAUGGAUCAAUAGUUGAUUAUUACAUGGGUUUCGUGGACCUGAGGCUUCAUUUCUUGUAAUAUCAUUGAUCUCGAAAUCCAUACAUUGCUAUCCUUUUGAAAGUCUCUACAGGGGGAUCAUGUGCUGCUGCUGAAAUAAUACUGGAAAAGUGAAUGAACAUUGGGAUUGGCUAUUGGCUUGCACACACUCAAUAUGUGAUAAAAUUGAUAACAUUAUGCAAAAAAGGAUGAGUACCAUUAUACUAGAAACGGGAAAAAAUGGAAACAAAACAGAUAAUUACAUUCCUAGGACAAUGAUGUGGAAAUACUCUUGCAAAGCCAAAAAAAAAAAAGAAAUACAUGACAAAUAGGAUCAAUAAAUGUACAAAAUAAGAAAAAAAAAUAAGGAUUAAAAUGAUGUUAAAUACAGAGUUGUAACACAAUAUUAACAUGCAAUUAUAAGAUACCGUAUUUCUUCACCUAUAAGCCGAUCUCGGCUAUAAGCCGAGACCCUGAAAGUCAGGGUCUUUCCACUAGACUCAGGCUGCCCAAAAAAAAAAGUAAAACCAUCGGCUAUAAGCCGAGAGCGAAAUUAUUGAUUGUAACUGGCCAUUUGAGCAAGCGAACCUCACAGAAAACAUAAGAAAUUCACUCACUGAACACAAAACGUAAUGAAUUACAAUAAACACAAAAGAAAAAAAGCGAACCAAUGAAGAGACAACAGAUCAACCACAACAACAAUCUCAGUUAAACGUUUCAAAGUAUCAAUCGAUCGAGUAUCCCUUUCGUCGCCGUUACUUUUAUCAUCAUGCCUAAAGCACGCCGUUCCACGUAUAGUAUGGCUUUCAAGAUAAAAGUUAUCGGAAGCUGAAGCGGUAGAAAACAACUCGGAAAUCGCUCGAGAAUAUGGACUAAGCGAGUCCAUGGUACGACCCUGGAGAAGAAACCAGGCGACUAUUCUUUCUGGUGAGCUGAAGAUGUCUGCAAAACGUGCGACGAUGGGCCGUUUCACUCUGAAAUAUCGCGAACUAGACCAGCAAGUGAUGGAGUGGUUUUCACAGCAAAGAGAACAAGGUUGGUAUUUACUUUGUUUAUCGGAACGUGUAAGAGUUUUUGUAGAGUUGAAUGAUAUCGUCUUUCAGUGCGUGGGAAACAGAGACUUUGAUUGGCCAGAAAUGUGUUGUUGUCAUGACAAUUUCAUAACAUGUCACGAAAAGAGUGCUGCAGUCACGAAUCUACGGUUAUCUCGCAUCAAAAUAAGAUUGUUAUUUUAUUUUUCGUAGGUAUUGCUGUGAGUGGAUUGAUGCUUCGCCUUAAAGCUAAAGAGCUCACCGAUGAUCCUUCUUUCAAAGCUUCCCGUGGAUGGUACGAGAAAUGGAAACAACGCCACUCGGUCAGCAUGCAAACGAAAACAACUCUGGCCCAGCGAUUGCCCGCCGACCUCGAAGAGAAUGUUGUGCGGUUUCACCGCUUCGUCAUUGCACCAAUUUCAUAAAAGUGACUAACCAAUAUUCAGAAGUUAUUUUUGUUGUGUUUUAUUACUUCUGCUUCAUUGCUAACUUGACGACAAGCCGGGGGGUAAAGUUAUUCAGCAACUGUAUAUUUUUAAAAUCUAAAACCCUCGGCUACAAGCCGAACCCCGUUCUUCGUGAAAAAUCUCCCAAAAUUUUGGGUUGAAAACUGAAAAAAUCGCUCGGCUUAUAGGUGAAGAAAUACGGUAUCUUAUUUUUUAAAAUUUCUUCACUUAAAGAUUGAAAGCACGUCCUUUUUCACAAUUAUUUAAUAUUCUUUUACUAGCUGCAAAGAUCAAACUGAAGCUUGGAAGCGUUUGGUUAUUGGCAAAGUACCUAAUACCAUCUGUCUCCAACUCUUGCGUUUCAAUUCCAGUGGUGAUAAGAUCAAGCAAACAGUAAAGUAUGAUGAAACCCUCACACUUACUGAAGUAAGUGGGGCGGAUAAAUCAGGGUCAACAGGAAGUGCUUUAGUACCUUACGAGCUUGUCGCUGUUGUAGUGCACCUCGGAAACAAUCUAUCUUCAGGUCACUAUGUCUGCUUCAUGAAAAGGAAUGGGUUGUGGUAUUGUGCUGAUGAUGCUCGUAUCAAAGAAUGCACUGCAUUUGAGGCCACUAGCCAACAAGCAUAUCUAUUAUUUUAUGAAAAGGCUGAUGCUUCUGAUGUCCCUGAGGUAGAAGUACCACACAACCUGAGUUCUUUUCCAUCAGCAACUGACAGCAAGCAAAAUCCUUCCAAGGAAAACAUGCAAAUCCAGCAAGCUACUCCACCAUCCUUUUACAUCACCGAACCGUGUUUUGAUGUGCAAACUGCAGCAGUUUGUAAAACUGCAAAAGGAAGCCCUGCACUACAGUACAUGUCAAUAUGCGACUCAGAAAAAGAGCAAGCUGAACUAAUUGUGACCAUGGGGCAUACCAUCCAAGACCAUCCCAGAACAAAAGGUUGGCAAGAGCAAGACCUACGUAGACUUUUGCCAGGACAAGAAGAGGAAGGAUCUUGGCUGAACAACUUUGUCCUUAAUAAGAUCUUCUUACUAAUAGAGGAGAAGGCCACAGCAGUUGGCAACAAGGUCAGGACCCUUAACUCAGACAUCUUCACAAGGAUGAUUACAUCUUCGACAGAGACAUUCAAAAAUACAACUUUCACCAAUUGUAUCCUAACAUCUUUGAUUCAGAGGUCAUUCUCGCACCAUUCAACCAUGGUAGGCACUGGUGUCUGGUUGUUGUAA
Messenger RNA from Porites lobata, 3623 nucleotides. Lineage: Eukaryota; Metazoa; Cnidaria; Anthozoa; Scleractinia; Poritidae. The record is from the annotation of a GenBank genome assembly.